AUGAUAAUAGACGAAAAAGUCAUCAUGUUCCCCCCUCCCCCACCCUACCUCUCCUCAACACUCACCCUAAACCCUCCUCCUCCCUUCUCACCAACAGCACUCCCCCCACCCAAACCCACACUCACCUCUUUCCCACCACACAUCCUCCUUCAAAUCGUCUACUCCUCCUUCCCCCAAUCACCAGGUGUAGACCAAGGAAAACUAGAAAGACAACGCAAAACCCUCUUCUGGCUCGCGGGGUCCCUGCGUCUGGUCAACAGAGCAUUCUACAUCGCAUGCAUGCACGUCCUCCGAUCGACCUAUUUACCCCUCUACCAAUCCCUCAUACGCACACCAUACUCCUCCGACCCAUUCCCAAGCACGUCCCCAUCCCCGCCCACCUCAACACCGACACCACCCCUCCAAACAAUCCAACGCGAAACACCCAUCCUCGACCGCUUCAUAGCGCUCAAAGUCCGUGAAGACGUCUUCGUAGACGAUUCAGAGCUCCAUCUAGAAAGAGAAGACAUGUUCAGAGAUUUAUUUGACUUAAGCCAACCGAGAUCGAGGUUAGAAGACCUCGUGAGGACUUAUGGGGUACGCGAAGGCGUAAUCACACUCGCUCCGCCGGGGCAAUACGUCCCUUCCUCCUCUUCCUCUUCCUCCUCCUACUCCUCAACCUCGACCUCCUCAAGCACACUCACCACAACACCCUCCCCACCCACCCCUCCCCGCCCCUCAUCAUCAUUCUUCUGGUCCUUCAAAAAGACCCCCCAACCCCUCCCCCUCCCCCCUACACCCCCAACAAAAAAAAUAACACCACUCCCCUUUUCUACGCUCUCCGUGUCAUUUAACAUCCGCAAGGUCGGGUUGGUACAGCAGAUGAGUUCUGAGGGGGGUAGGAAGAGGACGAUUGUGGAGGUACGGAGGGAGGGGAGGGAGGAGAGGUUGGAGGUGGCGGCGAAGAGGAUUGUUAGGGAGUUGAGGGGGGUGCUUAGUGCGUGA
Messenger RNA from Laccaria bicolor S238N-H82, 984 nucleotides. RefSeq lists its product as uncharacterized. The coding region runs from base 1 to 984 and encodes 327 amino acids. Lineage: Eukaryota; Fungi; Basidiomycota; Agaricomycetes; Agaricales; Hydnangiaceae. The transcript has a single exon. The record is from RefSeq and is a predicted model, not a curated record.